Hyposmocoma kahamanoa is the source of this 661-nucleotide messenger RNA. RefSeq names its product potassium/sodium hyperpolarization-activated cyclic nucleotide-gated channel 1-like. The coding region runs from base 313 to 651 and encodes 112 amino acids. Lineage: Eukaryota; Metazoa; Arthropoda; Insecta; Lepidoptera; Cosmopterigidae. The transcript has 2 exons. The record is from RefSeq and is a predicted model, not a curated record.
GGCGCCUUUCGCGCGGGACGUCCAUAAUUUGGUCCUACACAUUCCUGUUUUAUGCUACGUUAUAUAAUCGAGCCGAGCUUUCUGCGGCCAAAUUAGGAAUGCGCGACGUUACGCAACAACUACCCCCGUGAAAAUGAAAAAGCAACAAAAUAUGACCUAUCAAUUGAACUGAAAGGGGUCCGAUUGUCGCCAAUAUUGUAUAAACCGUCACAGAUCGCGUCGGGCUACUGGUACAUCUGGCACCCCUACUCCCCUCUCAAGUUCUACUGGGAGUGCUACAAGCUCGUCGUAUUCUGCAUUGCUUUCUUCUACAUGCCGCUGCUCGUGUUCAUGUAUUGUCCUGAUAUAUACGACAAGUUCGUGCUGUUCAGCGACCUGACGGCGUUCAGCGAGAUAAUAGUGAACUUCCUGACGGGUCGAAUCAGUGAGGACUGCAAGACGGUCAUUUUGAAUCCUCGCAAAAUCGCCCUUAGAUACCUUCGGUCAGAUUUCUGCGUGGAUCUUAUCGGCGCUCUACCUUUGCAGGUAUACAUCGAAAAUAUUUUGUAUCUCCGUGAGACUAACAUAGAUAAUUUGUAUGACGACAAUGCGUAUGCGGCCAAUGGGUUAGCAACACGGUUCAACAGGGCCUUUUUGUCUAAGCCCCCGUAACGUAGGCUUG